AUGGCUGCUGCCGCCGCCGAGGCCGCAGCCCUCGAUCCUAGCAACAGCUCAAAAAAUACUCUCAAAAUAGAAAAUUUCGAUAAGAGAAACGCCCUCCAAGCGAUCGAAAAGAAAUACCAACAACAAUGGCGCGAAAACGGUGUCUUCGAGGUCGACGCCCCUUCCCUACAAGAAGUCCCCGCCGGCGCAAUGUCCGCCAAGGAGCUUCGUACAAAGUAUCCCAAGUUCUUCGGCACAAUGGCGUACCCUUAUAUGAACGGAACUCUACAUGCGGGGCACAGUUUCACAGCUAGUAAAGUUGAGUUCAUGACGGGCGUGGCUCGUAUGCAGGGCAAGAGGGCUCUUUUCCCUCUUGGUUUCCAUUGCACUGGUAUGCCUAUUCUUGCGUGUGCCGAUAAGUUGAAGGACGAGAUUAAGCUCUUUGGCAAGAACUUUGAGGGGUAUAAACCUGAGGAUGUCGUGCCUGAGCAACCGCCUGCUCCCACCCAAGAGAUUUCAGUUGAUCCAAGCAAGUUCUCCGGUAAAAAGAGCAAGGCUGCUGCUAAGACGGUCAAGGCGAAAUACCAGUUCCAGAUCAUGUUGAGCAUCGGUAUCCCCCUCGAAGACAUUCACAAGUUCGCCGAUGAAAACUACUGGCUUGAAUACUUUCCUCCUCUCGCUAUCCGGGACUUGAACAGCCUCGGUGCAAAGAUUGAUUGGCGCCGACAGUUUGUGACCACCGACGCAAACCCUUACUACGACGCCUUUGUUCGCUGGCAAAUGAACCGCUUGCAUGAGUUGGGAAAGAUCUUGUACGGUAGCCGAUAUACCAUCUAUUCGCCCAAGGAUGGACAACCCUGUAUGGACCACGACCGAACUGAGGGCGAAGGUAUUGGACCUCAAGAGUACACCGCAUUGAAGGUUAAGGUUACAGAAUGGUCGCAGGCAGCUGCUGACCUUGUCAAGGGCAAGGUUGAAGAUGAUGCCAACGUCUAUUUUGUUCCGGCUACAUUGCGUCCGGAGACCAUGUAUGGGCAGACUGCUAUCUUCUUGGGCCCUAAAAUUACAUACGGUAUCUACAAAGUUUCGGAGGAGUAUUAUGUCGUGACUAAGAGAGCUGCUUGGAACAUGGCUUUCCAAGGAGUGUUCUUCGACAGCGAGCACUUCCCCAAGAGUCAGGACCAGUUGCCUCUUGUUGCUGAAGCCACCGGUUCUACCUUUGUUGGUACAUCCGUCUCGGCACCUUUGGCUCUCCAUGACACCAUCAAGAUUCUGCCAAUGGAGACUGUUUCUGCCACCAAAGGAACUGGUGUCGUCACUUCAGUUCCAUCUGACAGCCCUGAUGACUUUGCUACCAUCACUGAUCUCGCAAAGAAGGCGGACUAUUAUGGCAUCAAGAAAGAAUGGGCCGAGCUUGAAAUUCUUCCCGUGAUUGAGACGCCCACUUAUGGAAACCUCACUGCACCAGCUUUGGUGAAGCAAUUCAAGAUCAACUCUCCUAAAGACGCCAACCAGUUGGCCCAGGCCAAAGAUUUGGCUUACAGCGAGGGUUUCUACAAGGGUACCAUGCUUGUUGGUGAGUUCAAGGGCGAGGCCGUCCAGACCGCCAAGGACAAGGUCCGUCAAGCUCUCAUCAGAGAUGGCUUGGCGUUCGCCUUCGCAGACCCAUCUGGAAAGGUGGUUAGCCGAAGUGGUGAUGACUGUGUCGUUGCCUACCUGGGUCAGUGGUUCUUGAACUACGGUGAGAACGAUGCUGAGUGGCAAAAGACUACUUUGAACCAUGUGGUCAAUGACUUGAACACCUACACCCCGGAGACUCGCAACGGUUUCGAAGCUAAUCUUAGCUGGUUGAACCGAUGGGCUUGCGCAAGAACCUAUGGUCUCGGCUCUAAGCUUCCAUGGGACCAGCAAUUCCUUGUUGAGAGUUUGAGUGAUAGCACUGUCUACAUGGCGUACUACACCAUUGCCCAUUUGCUACACGGUGACCGCUUCGGAAAGACGACCGGUGUGUUGAAUAUCAAACCGGAGAACAUGAUUGACGAAGUCUGGGACUAUAUCUUCACUAGACGUGAGCUUGACGACGAAGUGAUUGCGAAGAGUGGCAUUAGCAAAGAGAGCUUGCAAGUCAUGCGCAGAGAAUUUGAAUACUUCUAUCCUCUUGAUGUCAGAGUCAGUGGAAAGGAUUUGAUUCAGAACCAUCUUACUUUCUUCCUCUACAUUCACAUUGCGCUUUUCCCCCAGGAGUACUGGCCACGGGGUGUCCGAUCCAACGGUCACUUGUUGCUCAACGGAGAGAAGAUGUCCAAGAGCACAGGCAACUUCCUUACUCUCAGAGAUUCCGUGGACAAGUACGGUGCAGACGCUACUAGAAUCGCUUUUGCUGACGCCGGAGACGGCAUCGAGGAUGCCAAUUUUGACGAGACUGUUGCCAACAGUAACAUUCUGCGUCUCCACGCACUCAAAGACUUUUUGGAGGAGGCUAUCAAGGAUGAGACCUUGCGCACUGGCCCUGCUGAUACUUUCUGGGACAAGUCGUUCAACAAUACGAUUAAUGUGAUUGUUGAAGAGGCCAAGAAGCAAUAUGAAAACACCAACUUUAAAUUGGCUCUCAAAUCAGCACUCUACGACCUUGUAAAUGCCCGUGACGUGUAUCGUGAGGCAACCUUGGGUGCUGGGUUGGGAAUGCACCGCGAUGUUCUCCUUCGCUAUGCCGAGAUGCAGGCAUUAAUUAUUUCUCCUAUCACCCCUCAUUGGGCGGAGUACAUCUGGUUGGAUGUCCUCAAGAAGCCUGAGACGAUUCACCGACAAUUGUUCCCCGAAGUGCCAGAGGCAGACGUCGGCUUGUCUGCCGCCGCGACUUAUGUUCGUGAUAUCUCCUCCAACAUCACAUCCGCCGAGGCUACCUUCAUCAAAAAACUCGCCAAAGGUAAGAGCUUGAGCUUCGACCCUCGCAAAACCAAAAAGGUCAUCAUCUACGCAGCCAAGAGCUUCCCCGCUUGGCAAGAGAAAUACAUCGACCUCGUCCGCGAAUCCUUCGAUUCCUUGAACUUGAAAAUCGACGACAAGGACUUGAAUGCCAAGGUCGGCAAACUCGGCGAGAUGAAGAAAGCAAUGCCUUUUGUCCAGGGAUUGAAGAAACGCUUGAUCGGUAACAAGGAAUCUCCGGAGACCGUCUUUGACCGGAAGCUGCCGUUUGAUGAGCUUGAGGUUCUCGCCGAGAUGGUCAUGGGAUUGAAGCGGGUGACGGGUGCAAAGGAGAUUGAGAUUGUGGCUGUCGAGGAAGGUGGAAAGACGGGCACUGUUGUCGCGACGGGCGAGAAGAGGGAGGGUCUCAAUGCGGAGAAUUCGGUGCCGGGUCAACCUACAUUUGACUUUGUCAAUAUUGCUGAGUAA
Talaromyces amestolkiae is the source of this 3372-nucleotide messenger RNA. RefSeq lists its product as uncharacterized. The record is from RefSeq and is a predicted model, not a curated record. Gene Ontology annotation, biological process: leucyl-tRNA aminoacylation. Bases 1 to 3372 code for a protein of 1123 amino acids. Gene Ontology annotation, molecular function: leucine-tRNA ligase activity; aminoacyl-tRNA deacylase activity; ATP binding. Lineage: Eukaryota; Fungi; Ascomycota; Eurotiomycetes; Eurotiales; Trichocomaceae. The transcript is spliced from 5 exons.